GGGCGAUCGUCGUUUCACCUUUGCUUUUGUUUCUUGCCCUUGUCAAAGUGCUUGCUUUCUUUCUUCAGUCAUGCACUCUUCUUAUUCACAACUCUUCACUUGGGGUCUUCUUGCAGAGCGACGGGCGGGUCUCUCGUCGACAACAACAACUUCGGUCGUCCCAUCUCAUGCAGAUGAUCAUGCCUCCGCCUUUUAUUUUACUCUACAAACAGGUCAAAGGGAUACAGUUGAAUUUCGCUCUUUCCUAUCCCUCGACCUUGCAGACUCAAGUCGCACCAUUCCAAGCCACAGGCGCAAGCCGUCAAACGUGUCAAAGUCUACUAGUUGGACUUGUACUUCCGAUAUAACCUCACCUCAUGACUUGUCACGAAUCGAAAAACCCGCCUUUGCCAUUCUUCCACCAUUACCUUCAGCGUCUGCGCUUCGCCGACCGUCUCGUGAAUCUUUGAGGCAAAUCCCUUCUCCCAAACCUGCUCCAGUAUCUUCUACAUUACCUGAGCCACCGAAAACCCUUGGUCGCGCUCCAAACUCAUCCAAACCACUUCCGUUUGCGGCUGGCCCAUCCUCUCCAACCACCCUGCUAUCCCCCACUAGCUCGUCAGGAAAAGGGUCAUCCUUACGCUCCUCGUCAAUUACUUCCCAUCAAAGGCGAAAAAGUCGCAUGGAUGCUCUAGCAUGUCUUGAGGGCCGCUCUCGUGCUGCCAACCGCAUCCCGAGGUCACGAAACAACUUCAUGAGCAUGAGCGAUGAUGAAGAUGAAGAGUCCAAGGCCCUCCCGUCACUAGCAAAUACUCCCUUCAUUCAAGUCGAGGAUUUCGGCUCCUUUGCAGACAUCGAAGAUGAAGGCGAUCCGAUCGUCCCAUCUCCCAAACAUCUUUCCCCCAAACAAGCCACUUUCCCCCGUUCAGUCUCCCAGCCCGUGAAGCGGCAGACAAGAAGCACCGUCGAUACAUGGUUCCCUCUCAGAAGCUUCAUUGAUCUAAAAGAUGAUGAUCUAUCCUGGAACUGGCGGAGCUUCAUCGAGAUCGGCGGUGUCUCAUAAGGCAACUCUUCCAUAUGCUGAAUCGCACCUGCGCAUAUCCUAGAAAACCUUUAUUCCGAUAUCAUACCUUGUGGUGAAAGCACACAGGAUGUGUCAGUCUUUCGUGCGUAUCUACACCAUCACUUAUUAUCUAUGAAUACCUAUAGCCUUUUACUUUACUGCACUAGAACAUUUUUUUUUCCAUGUUCAUGAUUCAACACUUGUAUUCCUACCCCAUUACAUGCACUCAAACGAUAACCCUACACACAUGAUAUCUUCACUUUCUGAUCCCCCCCUCGUUUGCGCUCUGAUACUUUUUGCGCGUGUACUUCGUUCUGACACUUUGGUUGUCCAUCCUAAUUAUUCACGACUCCUGAGGGGUUAAUCCAUCUUGGCUUUGGUUCUGUCAAA
Molecule: messenger RNA, 1432 nt
Organism: Suillus clintonianus
Lineage: Eukaryota; Fungi; Basidiomycota; Agaricomycetes; Boletales; Suillaceae
Exons: 2
Coding region: 71-1042 (323 amino acids)
Source: RefSeq, a predicted model, not a curated record